Molecule: messenger RNA, 228 nt
Organism: Plasmopara halstedii
Lineage: Eukaryota; Oomycota; Peronosporomycetes; Peronosporales; Peronosporaceae
Exons: 2
Coding region: 1-228 (75 amino acids)
Source: RefSeq, a predicted model, not a curated record
AUGGCGUCUAUUAAGGUUUACUGCGCGCAAUCACAAUUCUUGUCUGUCCGCACAAAAACGAUAUAUGCGGAUAAUGCUCGGAAGCUCGGAUCUCCAGAGAUGGAAUGCCAGAACUUUACGCCCUGUGUGACCUUUUCUAUGCUGGUUAAGGAUCGAGCUUCAUCGAAUGCCGAGUUAUUGUCGGUGCUUAUCGGCCUAUAUGGCUCUCGUAUACCUCGUGUGCGCUAA